Entrophospora sp. SA101 is the source of this 1149-nucleotide messenger RNA. The record is from the annotation of a GenBank genome assembly. NCBI's taxonomy places the organism in Eukaryota, Fungi, Glomeromycota, Glomeromycetes, Entrophosporales, Entrophosporaceae.
AUGCCAAAAGCAACACAAAAACAAAUACCACCCAACUUUGACAUGUCAUUUCUUCCAACCGAUCAACAAAUAAAAGACAUUCAAGAAGCCGGUAUACCAUUAACUACGAAAAAAAAUACUGAAUUCUGGGUUAAGGUUUUAACUAACUAUAGAGAAAAACAUCAUAAUGGAAUUCCAAUUGAAUCGGUUAAUGACAAAAAAAUAUUAGAAAAACAAUUAUGCGAAUUUGUUGUUGGUGUGCGAAGAGAUGAUGGCGAAGAAUAUUUGUCAUUAAAAAAUUGUAUGGCUGCAAUUGAUAGACAUUUGAAAAGUCACAGUGUAAUUAAAGAUCAAAUUACCUUAAAUGGAAACGCGUGCAAGCAAAAUUAUCCAGACUUAUAUAAAACUUUAAAUGGAAAGCUACGUGAUCUUAAGAAACAGGGUAAGAUUUCUACAAAGAAGGCUGACACACUUUCACCAGAUGAAAUCAAACAAAUUCUGAAUCACCCAUCAACAUCAAAAGAUACACCCGAAGGUCUUUCUAGGAGAGUGUUUAUAUGGGUCUGUUUGGUAUUUUGUCCUCAUGGUGGUGAACAUACAAAAAUGUUAAAAUGUCAGUUUGAUAUACGUGAUGAUAUGGUUAUUUUCACCAAAUUUCAUCAAAAAAAUGAUCAAAGUGGUCUUGAUGGUAAUAAUGAAUCACUAAAUAUCCCAUGUCCACGUGAUAAAGAACAUCAAGGAGCUUAUGAUGACAUUAUAUCUUAUUUGACAAUCAAUGAUGAUGUAUGGUAUCUUGAUCAUAAAAUUGGAACUGAGAAAAUCAAGAAUUACAUGAAGACAAUAUGUUUCGAUGCUGCUGAAGUUGAAGAAGCUUUUAGUGUACUUAAUAAUACCAAAAAUAAAUCUAUUACUGCUUCACAUGCAAAUAUUAAUAGAGAUGGAACCAGAAUGUCAUUGCUAGCUGCUAUAAACAUCUCUUCAAAAAAUAAAAGUCAAACACAAAAAUAUGUAGAAUCAGCUAAACGUAAAGAUACAGCUAAUAUUAAUACACAAGCCUCUGAAGAUUUAUCACAACAAGAACAAUAUAUAUCAUUAUUGGAAAAGAGGAUUCAAUUGGAAGAGAAACUCUAUGAAGCUGUACUUAAAAGAAAACAAGUGGAAAGAGAAUAA